This is a messenger RNA of Drosophila busckii, 1991 nucleotides long. It is a transcript of the gene par-6, whose product is annotated as partitioning defective protein 6. Bases 330 to 1379 code for a protein of 349 amino acids. Lineage: Eukaryota; Metazoa; Arthropoda; Insecta; Diptera; Drosophilidae. Gene Ontology annotation, molecular function: protein binding. The record is from RefSeq and is a predicted model, not a curated record. The transcript has 4 exons. Gene Ontology annotation, biological process: centrosome cycle.
AAUAAACAAGCAAAAUAACAACAACCAAACAAAAAGGAACGAUGAAGAUUGAGCGAUUCAGUUCGUUCACUUUAGUGAAAAGGGCAAAACUUGUUCGUUCGUUCGCGAACGACCCAACACUAGUGCAUAACAUAAACGCCAACGCAUAAUUUAGUUUUAGUUUAGCAUUUUGAAAUCAAAGCUUAUUAAGUACGUUUUAAUUGUAAUUGUGAACAUCCUGCGUUUCGGGCUGCUGUGGUAGUAGUUUUUGGUUGUGUCGGUGCUGCAGUAAACUUGUGUUUGUGUGCUGCUGUUGCGAGUGGUAGUGGAAGAACAAGAACUGGGCUAAAAUGUCGAAGAAUAAAAUAAACACAACUGCUGCAACAGCGGCAAAUGCUGAAAGCAAUCUAAUUGAAGUUAAAUCAAAGUUUGAUGCCGAGUUUCGACGCUGGAGCUUUAAGCGGCAUGAAGCCGAGCAAAGCUUCGACAAGUUCGCAUCACUCAUCAAGCAGCUGCAUAAGCUAGCCAACAUACAGUUUCUAAUACUCUACAUUGAUCCGCGCGACAACGACCUGUUGCCCAUCAACAACGACGACAAUUUUGGGCGUGCGCUCAAAACAGCGCGUCCUCUUUUGCGUGUUAUUGUGCAACGUAAAGACGACUUGAACGAAUAUUCUGGCUUUGGCACCAUGAAACCGCGCAACCUUAUUGGCAGCAUACUUGGACAUACGCCAGUGAAAACCAAAGCGCCAUCAAUAUCUAUACCACAUGAUUUUCGCCAGGUGUCAGCCAUUAUUGACGUGGACAUUGUGCCAGAGACGCACAGACGCGUGCGUUUGCUCAAGCAUGGCAGCGACAAGCCUCUAGGAUUUUAUAUACGCGACGGUACUUCGGUGCGUGUCACUGCCAGUGGCCUGGAGAAACAGCCAGGGAUAUUUAUCUCACGUCUUGUGCCAGGCGGUUUGGCUGAAAGUACGGGCCUGCUGGCGGUGAACGAUGAAGUUAUUGAAGUCAAUGGCAUUGAGGUAGCCGGCAAAACACUGGAUCAGGUCACCGAUAUGAUGGUCGCCAACAGCUCCAAUCUGAUUAUUACUGUAAAGCCAGCUAAUCAGCGCACGCUUACCUCAACGCAUCGUGGCUCAUUCUCGCGCAAUAGUCAGUUGUCCAGCGGCUCGCAUCAUACGAAUCAUACAAAUACCUCCGAUGAGCUGGAACACGAUGACCAGGAUGAUAUUGUUGAUUUGACGGGCGUCACGCUAGAUGAAAGUCCCACAACAGCAACGGCAACAGUAACAUUGCAAGCGGCAUCAUCAUCACCGUCCAUGCAUCACAAACAGGACGCCUCCAAUGCAUCUACUGUUAUGGCCAGCGAUGUUAAGGAUGGUGUACUUCACUUGUAAAGCAAACACAAAACACAGAGCGACUUAGAAGACAAACAAAAACACACGGAACACAUACACAUGAUAUACAUUAUAAUAUAUAUAAUAUUGGUAUUGUAUAUGCAACUAGCGUCCCACACAUUCCAUUUACAUUUUUGUGCAAGUGUUUUCCCCAUUUCAAGUUAUAAACAAGACCCCAAAUUGUUAUUCCACCGCCUUAUCACAAAUAUGUAUUCUAGUUCUAAACAUGAAACGGAACGCAAAUAUCUUGUUACUAUCAUAUUUCCCAAACUGUAAGCGUUGAAAUUAAAAGCAUGCACAUACAAUAAGGUACCGGGUACGAAACGAGCGAGAGAACAUUCGAAUUCUAUUUGUAAAAACCAAUUUUGUUUAAUCAUAACUAAGCCCGCAUCUAUAUAUAAAACCCGAUUCCAAAUUUGCAUUCCAUUUACACACGCACACACACACACACACAUAAAUACACAUAUUCUGCGGCACAAGCGCACACACAUACACACACGCGCAUAUACUUACGCAUUGCAAACCACAAAUUUGUAUGUACUUACAAUUUUCACUUAAUUUUUGUUUACUCUGUUUUAAAUUUUUUUUAAUAAUUGUUUGUAUGUAACCUGU